Messenger RNA from Diceros bicornis minor, 960 nucleotides. Its product is annotated as olfactory receptor 52H1. The transcript has a single exon. Gene Ontology annotation, cellular component: membrane. NCBI's taxonomy places the organism in Eukaryota, Metazoa, Chordata, Mammalia, Perissodactyla, Rhinocerotidae. The record is from RefSeq and is a predicted model, not a curated record. Gene Ontology annotation, biological process: G protein-coupled receptor signaling pathway. The coding region runs from base 13 to 960 and encodes 315 amino acids. Gene Ontology annotation, molecular function: G protein-coupled receptor activity; olfactory receptor activity.
UCCUAGUCUGCCAUGAUCAUUUUCAAUCUGAGCAACUACAACCCAGGACCCUUCAUUAUGAUGGGGAUCCCAGGCCUGGAACAAUCCCAUGUGUGGAUUGGGAUUCCCUUCUGUAUCAUCUAUAUUGUGGCCAUUGUGGGCAACUGCAUCCUUCUCUACCUCAUUGCUGUGGAGCGUAGCCUUCACGAGCCCAUGUUCUUCUUUCUCUCUAUGCUGGCCAUGACUGACCUCAUCUUGUCUACGGCAGGUGUUCCUAAAACACUCAGUAUCUUUUGGUUUGGGGCUCGAGAAAUCACAUUCCCAGGGUGCCUUACACAAAUGUUCUUCCUCCACUAUAGCUUUGUCCUAGAUUCAGCCAUCCUGAUGGCUAUGGCAUUUGACCGCUACAUGGCCAUCUGUUCUCCUUUGAGAUACACCACUGUCUUGACCCCUAAGACCAUCAUCAAGAUUGUUGUGGGCAUCUCCUUUCGAAGCUUCUGCGUAGUCCUGCCAGAUAUAUUCUUGCUCACACGCUUGCCUUUCUGUAAGACACGCAUCAUACCCCAUACAUACUGUGAACAUAUAGGUGUUGCCCAGCUUGCGUGUGCUGAUAUCUCCAUCAACAUCUGGUAUGGCUUUUGUGUUCCAAUUAUGAUGGUCAUCUCAGAUGUAAUUCUCAUUGCUGUUUCUUACACUCUCAUCCUCUGUGCUGUCUUUCACCUCCCGUCCCAAGAAGCCCACCAGAAGGCCCUUGGCACCUGUGGUUCCCAUGUCUGUGUCAUCCUCAUGUUUUAUACACCUGCUUUUUUCUCCAUCCUUGCCCAUCGCUUUGGACACAAUGUCUCCCGUACAUUCUACAUCAUGUCUGCCAACCUCUACAUUGUUAUCCCACCUGCACUCAACCCCAUUGUCUACGGAGUGAAGACCAAGCAGAUCAGAGAUAAGGUCAUACUUUUGUUUUCUACCAAGGGUACAGAAUGA